Triticum aestivum (bread wheat) is the source of this 642-nucleotide messenger RNA. RefSeq lists its product as uncharacterized. The coding region runs from base 115 to 489 and encodes 124 amino acids. The record is from RefSeq and is a predicted model, not a curated record. The transcript is spliced from 2 exons. NCBI's taxonomy places the organism in Eukaryota, Viridiplantae, Streptophyta, Magnoliopsida, Poales, Poaceae.
CAGUCGGCGUCCAGGCCUUCACUGUCGUCCAGGUCUCUCCUCUAUCUCCGCCUUCACCGUCCCCUCCCCACAGCCCACCCCGCAGACAGUUGGGUGGCCGCGCCGGCGCCGCCCAUGGCCGCACCACCCGCGCGUGUGCCGCUUCUUCGUGCACCCAGCCGGCCCUUCCCCGCCUCCCAGAUCAACCCCCGCCGUCACUUCCGGCCGUCGGUGUCGGUCGCCGUAGGAGGCGUGGGCGGCCCCGUGCUCCGCACCUGCAAGAAUUGCAAGAAGCAGUACGACCCGGCUGCGAAUCACCCUUCGUCAUGCCGCUACCACACGGCCCACUUUGGAGGGGAAACAAAGAGAAAAUUUGAAAGUGUCCAUUCUGGUGGGACCAUGGAUACGCCGGGUGCAGGCAAAGUGCUCCAGUACUGGCAUUGUUGUGGAUCAGAGGAUCCAUUUGAUGUUGGUUGUACUGCUGCUCCUCACUCUUCAUACGAUGACUAAAUAUCUGGAUCGUUAUCUGUCCAUUCUCCGUUGUGCUCUUGUGGUUCUACUUUUUUUCCCACAUGAAUAGUGGCCCGCUGAGGAUCCAUUUGAUGUUGGUUGUACCGCUGCUCCCUCACUCUUCAUACGAUGACUAAAUACGUUAUCUGUCCA